UGCCCUGACCGCUUUAAAUCAAUAACAACGUGAUCAUGCUAAGCGAAAAUCAUUACCACGCGUCUAUGACACAAUGCAACAAGAAAUUAUCCGUAGCCAUCCCGGUUUAGAAAUCUCCUCACCCUCCUGGUUUGGUGACCGUAUAAAACAGUACAGGACUUUCGACCGAUUUGGAUAUUUCAAAGAAGAGGGGGACGCCCUCAUUGAAGAGACCAGAUCGUUCGUACAAAUUUGCAACUGGGAGCAGGUUCUCGGUCAUUGCGAAGAUGAUGUUGAUGAUGGAAACGACGACAAAGAAGAAGAUAAAGCGUCGAAAUCGUACGAGACCAUAACCUUUUCGCUAAGGAGUCUGCUGCGGACCGAAAUUAAAUACGAUGAUUUUCUGAAAGAUAUAAAAGACGAACAGCAACGCGUCGGUCGGUGCAUUUCGGAGCUUAGCAAGGCAGGUGCCAUAUUGACCGAUACUAUUGUUACAGGGCGCGCUGCUCGACUAUGCGGAAUCAAUAAUCAGCAGCAAAAUCUCGAUCUGCGCAAAUUGGCACCAGACUUUCAAUUUCCACCAGAUGCAGCCACCGUCAUAACUAUUGCUCCAAUUCCUGAGGAUCAAGAAAGGCUCGACACAGAAAGAGUCUAUAAAAGGGAACAUUUUUCAAAUCUUCUAUCGGGCUGUGUCGGCUCUAGUACAAGCUCUACUCGAGAAUCAUCCGUUUACUGCGAGAUCCGAAAAGAAAUCAAUGACACUGGGCUCGUGUCAAAACAAGAUGAUUUCGUGUUCAAAGGUGCAAUGAACGACGCGUUAACAGAAUUCUCGACGGCGUGUGAUAACCUGUGGACCAGGAAGCGACACAAUCGCGAUCUUCGCGUUUUGGUGACUGCUUUAUUAAGGCUGAAUCUUGCGCCGGAACGGGUACACAAAUACACUGAGACACGAAAGAAGCAUCAGAAAGACAAGGCCAAGGAUAAGGAAGAAAAGAGCAACGAAGAAAGCAUGC
Messenger RNA from Zychaea mexicana, 992 nucleotides. RefSeq lists its product as uncharacterized. The record is from RefSeq and is a predicted model, not a curated record. NCBI's taxonomy places the organism in Eukaryota, Fungi, Mucoromycota, Mucoromycetes, Mucorales, Lichtheimiaceae. The transcript is spliced from 3 exons. The annotation marks the transcript as partial.